Messenger RNA from Aspergillus luchuensis, 1476 nucleotides. RefSeq names its product alpha-mannosyltransferase. Gene Ontology annotation, biological process: mannan biosynthetic process. Gene Ontology annotation, molecular function: alpha-1,2-mannosyltransferase activity. The transcript has a single exon. The record is from RefSeq and is a predicted model, not a curated record. Lineage: Eukaryota; Fungi; Ascomycota; Eurotiomycetes; Eurotiales; Aspergillaceae. The coding region runs from base 1 to 1476 and encodes 491 amino acids. Gene Ontology annotation, cellular component: Golgi apparatus.
AUGCCGGUUCUUCGACCAGGUAAAUUGAAGACGAUAAUCUCGGCCACGGGUGCGCUGCUACUCAUUUGCACCGUUUACAUCUAUUGGGCCCCGCCUCCAGCCUCAGUAGUCCCUAGCACCGCCUUCGAGGUCCCUCUCGCCGAACGCCAAAAUGCCUUUUGGAAGGUCUUGAACCCGAUAUUGCAAGGACAUGCCCCAAAUACUCCUACGCCAAAGCGCCUGGCGGACGUAAGCGCAGUUCACUUCAAUGCUACGACGACCGAUUCGCGACCUGAUCUGACCAUAAUCGAGGAUGGCGAUUUACAAGCGAUGGAAGAGGCUCAUGCGGGAUAUAUUGAGGAGUGCCGUAAGUCUGAACGGCUGCGGCCAGUACAUACUCCGGGCACGCGUGGCAUAGUGUCCACAGCGGGGGCUUCCUAUUUUCCAGUUUUCUUGUCUUCUCUACGAAUGCUUCGACGACUGGGGUCAACGCUGCCGGUGGAGGUGUAUAUGAAGGAUAAAAGUGAAUAUGAAAAACAAAUUUGCGACGAGAUCCUACCGGAUCUGGGUGCGCGCUGUCUUGUUCUCUCGGAUAUCGUUGGCAAGGGAGCCAUUGAGCAUUACCAGCUCAAAAUCUUCGCAGUUCUAUUCUCCUCGUUUGAAGAGGUUAUCUGGAUGGACGCAGACUGCUUUCCGCUCCACAAGCCUGAAGUUUUGCUUGAGUCGGAACCAUUCAGCUCCAAGGGGUUGGUCACCUGGCCGGACUUUUGGAUCUCCUCGGCGUCUCCGCUGUACUUCAAAAUCUCGCGGCAGGAAAUGCCAGCGCUGUCGGAGCGCGCGUCAUCGGAAGCGGGCGUCUUUCUGGUAUCGAAGAAGACACAUCAGUUGACCUUGCUCCUCGCUGCUUACUACAACUACUACGGUCCGUCACAUUAUUUCCGGCUAUUAUCGCAAGGCGCACCCGGUGAAGGCGAUAAGGAGACCUUCCUUCAUGCUGCCACCGCCGUCGGAGAGCCUUUCUACGCUGUGAGCGAGCGGGUUCAGGCAGUUGGUCACACGAAGCCGGGUGGGAUUGCGGGCUCUGCGAUGGUACAGACUGACCCGGCCGAGGAUUAUGCGUUGACCAGUGCGAAUAAAUGGCGCGUGAAAGAUGAGUCUGUGGCGAAAGCCCCCCAUGCUUUCUUCAUCCACGCCAACUACCCCAAGUUCAAUCCUGGUGAAAAAGUAUUCGGCAUGAAGUGGGAGACCACGCCAACGCUCCGCCCCGAUGGCACAGACGGACGGGCAUGGCUGGCGGCAGAGUCUACUGUCCAGCGAUUUGGAUACGACGUCGAGAAAGCGUAUUGGGAGGAGAUCAAAAACAUCAGCUGCGACCCCGCCAUCAGCUUCCGGACAUGGGAGAGGAAGGAUGAAAUCUGUGACCGGGUAGAGAGCUACUGGGCGAAUGUGUUCGCCAAGCCGCAUGAUGACGACCCUAAGUUCACUGACGAAAGCUGA